Messenger RNA from Habropoda laboriosa, 4959 nucleotides. RefSeq lists its product as uncharacterized. Gene Ontology annotation, molecular function: transcription corepressor activity. The record is from RefSeq and is a predicted model, not a curated record. NCBI's taxonomy places the organism in Eukaryota, Metazoa, Arthropoda, Insecta, Hymenoptera, Apidae. Gene Ontology annotation, cellular component: transcription regulator complex; histone deacetylase complex. The coding region runs from base 1 to 4956 and encodes 1651 amino acids. Gene Ontology annotation, biological process: regulation of transcription by RNA polymerase II; negative regulation of DNA-templated transcription. The transcript has 20 exons.
AUGCCCCGCGCCGAGUGCACUCGCAGUGACAACGGGCUAGUGGACACAGAUCCAGGUCGAGUUAACAGCAUGACAGCCAUCAACUCGGGUCCGGUCGGGGAAGUGGGCGGCGUCAGGCUGCCGUUGCAGUCAUUACAUGGGUACGGAUCUGUGUUCAUGUACUCGGCGUCGACGAGUCCCGGGGGUGGAGGUGGUCAGGGUGGCGGAGGCGGAGGUGAAGUGACCCUCCGCCUCCGCGAACCCGAGGACAUUCCCGAAGAAGUUCUUGCACGCCUCGAGGACACAGCCACCCUCUCCAUCUCUCUUCAAGGCGACGCAGUGUUGAGGCUGGGGGCGGCUGGUACAGGAAACGGGAAUUUAGAGCUGUUCGAUAGUGAGAGUGGGCCGGACCUCACACUAUCACCUCAGACCUUCACGUCGACGGCGGAGGCCUUCAUCAAUGACAAUAGUGAUAGCCUUGGUGUUCCAGGAGACAACGAUACGGGUAGCAGUGAAGAGUCGAGACCUGGUGGCGGGGAUCCUGGAAAGUUGGGAGUGAAGAAACCAAGACCGAAGGCUUCGUCGCCCAACCGACAGGGACCACAGCAAUGCCAGGUCUGCGGGAAGGUGUUCAACAACGCAUCGGCGCUCACGAAGCACAAGCUGACGCACAGCGACGAGAGGAAAUACGUGUGCACGAUGUGCGGCAAGGCGUUCAAGCGGCAGGACCACUUGAAUGGACACAUGCUAACGCAUCGAAACAAGAAGCCAUACGAAUGCAAGGCGGAAGGUUGUGGCAAGUCGUAUUGUGACGCGAGGAGUCUGAGGAGGCAUACGGAGAAUCAUCAUGCCGGUAGCAAGGUGAACGAAAGCGUUAGUCCAAGCAGUCCCACCACCGGUCCACAUACACCAAAUACACCAGGAAGCAAUCCCAGCACGCCCAGCACGCCAGGUGCCACGUCGACACCAAAUGGCCACGGACAUCCGGCCCUGAAGCAAUUGCUCGCCACUGAACCCACACAGACGCAACAGCAGAAGAGUGCCACGUCUCCUGGUGCAAGCAACGAUGGCCUCACGAAACAGCAACUGGAGCUCAUUCAGCAGAUUAUGCAACAAACGCAACAGCAGCAGCAGCAACAACAGCAACAAACAUCCGCGCAACAGCCACAGCAACAACGCAGCAAUUCGUCAACCACAGUCACAGCACAGAUUCAAAAAACGCAAAAACCGUCCGUCAAAUCCACAACCUCGUCUGGCAACGUUUCGAAUAAUUCUGGAAGUUCGAAUGCAACAAACAACGCAAGAUCCAGCCCGAAACCUAAAGUCUGGAGUCACCAUCAUCAGUAUCAGCAUCAGCAUCAGAUGCAUGUGGAACAGCAAUACCCGCAGCAGCAGCAGCAGCAACACCACCACCAGCACCCCCAACAGCAACAGCAGCCGCAGCAGCAACACCAGCAGCAACAACCGCAAGCUAACUCGCCAGGAGGCGGAAACGUGGGGAAAAGCAGUCCUUCGCCGGGAAAUUCGGCAUCCCCUGGCACCGUGACGGCAACCAACAAGUCGCAGACCGAGCCAAAACCGGUCGAGUGCAAUUUGUGCCAUCGGAAAUUCAAAAAUAUACCGGCUCUCAAUGGUCACAUGAGACUCCAUGGCGGUUACUUCAAAAAGGAUGCUGAGAACAAGAAAAGCGAGAAGAAAGAGGUCGUGGGGCCGCCCUUGCAAACCGCAUCCGUCAGUGUGAGAGCACUCAUCGAGGAGAAAAUUAUACAGAAAAGAACAACUGCAGCUGACACGAACACAAAUCAGCAGGCUCGCACAAACGCGACAGUUUUCACCACACAAGCUGACAGUGCGUCGCAGAUUUCCGGUAAAACGAGCUUCGCGGUACCAGCCCCGCCGCCGUUGGCCUCCGCGGAGAAGGUUCGCAGACUUUCAGAUAGCGAGCACUUCCGGCAGCCCAAUGUCACCGUUUCCGGACACGCGACCGUACAGAAGCAGCUGCAGGAAGCGCAGACACAGGCUCAGGCGCAGGCGCUGGCCGACAUGAUCUUGAAGGGCACGACCAAAAUGGCUGUGAAGAGAACAACAUCCGAUCCCGGGCAAAGAUUGCAUCUGACGUAUCAAACGUCUGUUCAAUCGACGACCAAUCAACAGCAACAGCAGCAGCAACAACAACAACAGCAGCAGCAGCAGCAGCAGCAGCAACAACAAAAUAAUCAGCCUCAAGCACAGCCCGCAGUUACAGACAGCUUCUCGAUGACAGGUUAUUCAGAAGACGGUGGCUACUUCAGCCCGAGUCUUCAGGAUGAAGUGUUCCAGCAAGUCACCGCAGUUCCUGACAGCGUUCUGCUUCAUGCUACUCAAUUGGAUUCUCUUCAGUUUCAGACGGCCAGCCUGCUGCAAGAACAGCCCGCCGAGCAGCUGCAGGACAUCACGUUGGAGGAUCGAUAUCCAUCUCAGCACACGGUGAAUCCAGACCUUCAAGCAUUGGUGAAUUCGCCAUUGCCGGACUCGUUAGCCGAGUUCAGUACCUACGGUGCGCAAUACACGGAGAGUCCUCACACAUUGCCAACGCAGUCACCGUUACCGUCGCCUCUAACCAGACACGACAGUCCAAGUUUCACAUAUCCAACGCCUCCAGCAAGUCAAGAGGGUCUGCUAACCGGGAGUUUUCCUCUGUUGAGCCCGCAAGAGGACCCAGAAAGUGUGAGACAAGUCUCGUCCCCGUUAUCCGCCGCUUUCUACGCCACCACGAUGUCCUCCGCGGCGGCUGUCGAAGAAGCUCUCAGCGAAGUGUUGCCAGGCGAAUCCGAAGGAGACGCGGACCUGUACGGGUCCGGUUCGCCGAAUCCGCACUCGCCGUUGCCAAGCCCGUUGUCAGCGACCCCUGCACCGUCGCCCUUGUCCUCGUUGCCGCCGUCUUCCGUGUCGUCGCCGGGGCCAGUGUCGUUCACAGGCACCAGCUUUCCCGUGUCACCGCAUCACGCACUCCAGAGCCAGAUGAUGCCCAACUCCGAGGAUCCUCUGCUCUCCUCGACGCCUAAGGACUUCACCACGGCCAGUCGUAGGCGAUUCGAAUUCCAGUCCUACAAGUUCAUCACCAGCCAGAACUUGGUGGACUUUGGUCUGGGAAACGGUAGCCUUGCCGGUAUCGUGGUGGACAAUAACGGCGAGUUCAAGCUGAUCCAGACCGCGGGACUGCAGAAGACGAACGUGCUAGUGCAAACAGGCGCUCUGAGUCCAGCGUUGACCUUCAAGAAGGAGGUGCGACUGACUACACCUAAGAUGGAGCCGGUCACGGUGAACCUCGGCCUAAACGUGCAGACCAACCAUCAGUACAACGCUGGUCAGUUCAAUCAGCAGCAAGUGGUGAACCCUACCAAGUUUCUCAUACAGACGAACGUCGCUAAGAACAACACGAUGAGGCAGAAAACGCCUAGCGGAAAUCUGCCGAUUCCCGUGGAACAGAUCAAGGAAGAACUGCUCGACGAAGACGUGUUUCUCAAUCCCAGUAACGUGCCAACCGGCAGUCCUGUCAGACAGUGUAGAAAGAGGCCGCGUAUGGACGGAGGUUUGUACGCUAACGCGUCGCACUCGUAUCCGUCGAGAUUGAGGAAAGCUUGCGACCGACAUUGGGACAGCAGCUACACGCCACCUCCGAUUUUGGAUCCUUCCCGACCUGGGCCGGGUUUGUACGCGAGGCUGCAUCAGUACGAGAGAGACUCCGACUUCAGCUCGGACGAUUCGCAAGGAAACGACGGACCUCCGCCUAGGAUCAACAUUGGAACGAGGUACCAGGCGACGAUACCACCGGUUGGCAGCGACGGGGACCGAGGAAAAGGCGAACCCGAGGCUGAUCAUUUGCUCUGGGAUCCGGGUAUUAAUAACGUGCUGACGGACAAUGAACUGGAGAUGUAUCUGCAAUUUGCAUGCUGCGCUGCGGUACCAGGUGGAGGAAGGAACAAAGAGUACGCGCUUCAUCUGCUGCACAUGUGCAGGGGAAAUAUUCAUGAGGCGAUGCUGAAGCUGAUGAGACCAACACCGCCAUUGCCAGCGGAACAUCCGUUGCUCAGCUACGAGUGCCAUGAGUCCGACCGGUGGACGUCGCAGGAAAUGGACGCAUUCUAUCAGGGUCUCUUGAAGUACAAUAAAGACUUCUCUGCGAUCUCGCGAGACGUUGGUGGCAAGUCCGCGAAACAAUGCGUGCAAUUCUAUUACCUGUGGAAGAGGCUCCGCCCGGACGAAUACAAGAGACUGCGUGUUCGCCACGGUAAACCAAAGAUAAAGACAGAGAGCAAGGAUUGCAAAGACACCAGGGAGCUUCGAGACGCCAUCGCCUCCGUCACGGAGAUGGACUUUAGCGAGGACAAAUCGAUUCUCCAUCGCACUCUGUUACAGACAAACGAGAGAGAGAACUCGGCUACUCUGACCACCAGCGACGGAGAGCUGAGAUUGUUCGCAUACGACUGCCCCGAUAGCUUUAGCGGAAGUGUAACAGUAACGAUGGCCGGGAGCACCCAAACCGCCCAAACCGGCAAUACCGGCCACGCCACAGUCAACACCAACUCACAAACUCACACUAGUUCUGAGCAACAACUACCCGUGCCCACCCCACUUCACUACCCCUGCAAGAUUUGCGGGAAAGUUUUCAACAAAGUGAAAAGCAGAAGCGCGCACAUGAAAUCCCACAGGCCGGCGCCCUCGCCCGAUUCAACGGGUCAGGAAUCUAAGAGGCCUGUCCAGCAACAAUCGAAGGCGCAACAAUCCCAACAACCCGGCCAGCAACAGCGUCAGCAACAGCAGCCGCAGCAACAGCAGUCGCAGCAGCAACAACCGCAGCAGCAGCAACAAGCGAGCAACGUUUCACCGCAGACCCAAGACUUCAAUCAGCAGCAACUGCCUCCCAGCAACGGCGACACCGGCGCUCAGAAUCCAGCGCAUUUAUGGCACAACCCAACGCGGCUCAGGCCACCAUAGGAC